Molecule: messenger RNA, 1716 nt
Organism: Salarias fasciatus (jewelled blenny)
Lineage: Eukaryota; Metazoa; Chordata; Actinopteri; Blenniiformes; Blenniidae
Product: zinc finger protein 436-like
Exons: 3
Coding region: 95-1570 (491 amino acids)
Biological process (GO): regulation of transcription by RNA polymerase II
Cellular component (GO): nucleus
Molecular function (GO): RNA polymerase II cis-regulatory region sequence-specific DNA binding; DNA-binding transcription factor activity, RNA polymerase II-specific
Source: RefSeq, a predicted model, not a curated record
CAGUGUAGUGUAGACUCCUGAAAGGUCUGACACGACUUUUUGUCUGGUUUUUAACCAGGAACAAGGGACGUGAAGCACUACUCAAAACCUCCUAAUGGAUGUUAACGGACGUGUUAUUGUGGUAGAGGCGAUUGCAUCGUCUUCAGAAAAUAUGUGUUUAGUUCAGACAUUUAGAGAGUUUGUUAGUGAGAGACUAACUGCUGCCGCCGGAGCAAUAUUUAACAGAUUUGAACAAACUGUCGUCCAGUUGAAGGAGGAGAGUAAGAGACAGAGCAGAUUCCUGGAAGUCUGUGGUCGACCUCAAGUCCCGUUCCACAAAACAGAGAAUCCAGAGCUACAAAUUAGCAACCAGAAAGCGAGUUCCAGUCUGCAUCCGGAGGAUCAUGAAGCUCCACACAUCAAAGAGGAGGAGGAUCUUGUUGAGGUGUCUGCCACUGAUGGUCGAAGUCACAAUUCCCAUGAUUCUUGGACAGACUUGACCACCCGGAUACUAGCUGCUGCUGCAGUGGAAAUCUUCACCUUGUUUGAGCCAACGCUCAUCCAGUACCAGGAGGGCAUUGUCCAUCAGCACAGACUGCUGGAAGCCAUCUGGAAUCCUAAAGUCAAGUUACACAGAAUAGAGCUUCUACAGCACCGUCACUGUAGGGAGGAGCAGCUCUUUAAACAGGAAAAAGACUACUUUCUAGAACAGGAGGAACAAGAACCUCCACAGAUCAAAGAGGAACAAGAAGAACCAGGAUUUCUGCAGUUUCCAGAGGACCAUAAAGAACCAGAACCUCCAGAGACUGAGGAGCACAAGGAUCUCAGCACCAGCAAGAUGCAAGAGCAGCCUGUACUGAAGUUUGAAACUGAUACCUUUAAAGUUCCUUCUAUUGAGGAGCAAAGUGACCUGAGUGAACCAGAACAAGAAGCAGACACUGAUCAGCUCCUCUCUCAGGACUCUGAAGUCCACCAAGAGAAAAAAAAGAAUGACUUCACUGUUUCAGAGACGCAAGCUGGAUGUGUAAAGCUUCUUUGUGAGGAAACAUGUGGUGAAAUUGCCCAUAAAAAACAGAAAUCAUGUCAAAAGGCAGGAAAAGAUAUUGAUAAGAAAAAAACUUGUGAAACAUGUGGGAAAUGUUUCAGUACACGGCGUGAUUUGUUGGUCCACAUGAGAACUCACACAGGUGAGAAGCCGCAUCCUUGUGAAAGAUGUGGGAAAAGUUUCAGUAUACGGAGUAAUUUGUUGGUCCACAUGAGAAUUCACACAGGUGAAAAGAAGUAUCUUUGUGAAACAUGUGGGAAAAGUUUCAGAACACAGGAUCAUUUGUUGGCCCACAUGAGAACUCACACAGGUGAGAAGCCGUAUCCUUGUGAAACAUGUGGAAAAAGUUUCAGAACACAGGGUCAUUUGUUGGUCCACAUGAGAAUUCACACAGGUGAGAAGCCAUAUCCUUGUGAAACAUGUGGGAAAGGUUUUGGGACACGGCGUGAUUUGUUGGUCCACAUGAGAACUCACACAGGUGAGAAGCCGUAUCCUUGUGAAACGUGGGAAAGUUUCAGUCAAAGUGGUCCUUGUCGACCCACAUGAAAACUCACUAGUGAGAAGCCAGAUCCUUGUUAAAUGUGGGGAAAGUUUUUGUUCAAUGUUCCUCCACAUGAGAACUCACACAGGUGAAAAGCUGUAUUCUUGUUAAAUGUAGAAAAAGUUCUUGUUCAUUGUUUUCCCUCGUGAGA